This is a messenger RNA of Chenopodium quinoa (quinoa), 636 nucleotides long. RefSeq lists its product as uncharacterized. The coding region runs from base 1 to 636 and encodes 211 amino acids. Lineage: Eukaryota; Viridiplantae; Streptophyta; Magnoliopsida; Caryophyllales; Amaranthaceae. The transcript has 2 exons. The record is from RefSeq and is a predicted model, not a curated record.
AUGGGAGACCUUAUGAAAAGACAGUUCAGCAUCUUAGAUUUAUCUGGAAAUAAAUUUCUGGAAUGGAAAGUGGAUGCAAUGAUGAAUUUGAAAGCUCAAGGUUUGGAGCACACUGUUAAAGAAAAUAAAAGUCUCUCUGGUCAAACAACUGAUGCUACCUCUUCUGCAAUGACGGUUGAAAAACCUAUCACUGAACAAGAUAAGGCAAAAGCCUUAGUGUUGUUAAGGCAUCAUUUACAUGAAGGCCUUAAAACUGAGUACAUGAUGGUUGAAAAUCCCAAAGAAUUAUGGGAUUGCCUUAAUGAAAGAUUUGGACACCACAAAAGGGUGCUCCUGCCUAAGGCAUUAUUUGAUUGGACAAAUUUACGGUUCCAGGAUUUCAAAUCUGUAAUUGAUUAUAAUUCAACCAUACAUGAGAUAGUGUCUAUAUUGAGAUACUGUGAUCAUCCGGUUAUAGAUGAACAGAUGAUUGAAAAAACACUCACUACCUUUCAUGCAAGCAAAGAGAAAAAUGCAGAAGCAAAUUAUGUUAAUGAGGAAAAUGCUCCUUGUCCCAGCCUUGAUGUGUCUGAUUAUUUCAUGGAUAAUGCUGAAAUUGGAAAUGAUUUCAUUCUUGGAGAAAACAACAAUACUUAG